CCAAGCGGCCGGUUGAGGAUUGCCCUGGCCCCUUUUUCUACAGAGCGGUCUGAGAGCUAGGGAUCCAGUCCUCGCAAGGAUUAACCAAUUCCCCCAGGCCAAAAAGGGUAUGGUAACGGCAGCUAGCAGAGCGGUGCGAGGUUUAAAUGAGAUAUUGUGUGUCAAGUGCCUGGCUAGUAGGUGUCUAACGAAAAAAGUAGUAGGAUCUAACCAAUGUUAGAUCCCUUCCCUUUUUAUCACAUAGUAAUUGAGACCUCGCACGCAGCAAACCCAGGUUACAUCUCGCUUAAACCCACACUGGGGGGUUAGGGAUGAAAGUCCAACCACGUGUUCCAGGCAAAGCAGAUGGUGAGUCACAGUGACAAGAUCUGAAGCCAGGUUCGUGGGCGCCCCCGCGGUCCCAGCCACACAGCACCCAGGUGACUGGCUAAAGGCCACGUGUUCAGAACCUGGAACCAGGUCAAUAUCGAACCUGUCGCAGGGAGCAUAACACUAAAUCGGGACUGUUCUGGGAUGUAUGCAGCCCGCUGGGCCACCGGGAGCCAGUACCUAAACCUCUCUGCGCUUGUGUCUUCGUGUGUAAAAUGGGAGCUCCGGUCCCCGUCUGCCCAGGUGGUUUUUAUUUUCUUCACACUUUUCUGAGUAGCCAGAUGUUCUACCACAGAGUAGUCAGACCACCACACAACACGCCGGAUCAGUCUUCUCUGUGAGCACUCGCUCCUCCGCGGUAAACGCAGCGGACCUGCCCGGCGUGUGGGGGCUUGGCGCCCCACCCUUACCGGGCUCGGGACGCAGCCGCCGUCGGCCGAGCGCCCGGCGAGGAGCGACCCCAGACGGAGCCUUCGCAGCCGCGCCGUCCCCCGCCCCGUCUCCCAGUCUCCGAGCCUUAGUCUUCCUCGCCGCCCUCCUCGUGGCAAUGGAGUGUCCACACCUCAGCUCAAGCGUCUGCAUCACUCCGGACUCAGCCAAGUUCCCCAACGGCUCCCCGUCGUCUUGGUGUUGCAGCGAUGAAGAAGCUAGCUCUGGAACCAGCCUCUUAAGGUCACAGAAUAAAACAAUGGUAAAGCUAGAAGUGUGCCGGUCCAACAAAAGCCCCUGGGUCUGUUUGACUUGUUCAAGUGUCCACUGUGGAAGGUAUGUGAAUGGCCAUGCAAAAAAACAUUAUGAAGAUGCACAAGUACCCUUAGCUAAUCAUAAGAAAUCAGAAAAGCAAGAUAAACCUCAGCACACAGUGUGUAUGGAUUGCAGUAGCUACAGUACAUACUGUUAUCGCUGUGAUGAUUUUGUGGUUAAUGACACCAAGCUGGGACUGGUACAGAAAGUCAGAGAACACUUACAGAACUUGGAAAACUCCGCUUUCACGGCUGACAGGCACAGGAAAAGAAAACUUUUGGAAAAUUCGUCACUAAACACCAAGUUAUUAAAAGUAAAUGGAAGCACCACUGGCAUUUGUGCCACAGGCCUUCGGAAUUUGGGGAAUACCUGUUUCAUGAAUGCCAUCCUUCAGUCACUCAGUAACAUUGAGCAGUUUUGCUGUUAUUUCAAAGAACUGCCCGCUGUGGAGUUAAGGAAUGGGAAAACAGCAGGAAGGCGAACAUACCACACCAGGAGCCAAGGGGAUAACAAUGUGUCUUUGGUCGAAGAGUUUAGAAAGACACUCUGUGCUUUAUGGCAAGGUAGCCAGACUGCAUUUAGCCCAGAGUCCUUAUUUUACGUUGUUUGGAAGAUCAUGCCAAAUUUUAGGGGCUAUCAGCAACAGGAUGCCCAUGAAUUCAUGCGAUACCUUUUGGACCACCUGCACCUGGAACUCCAGGGCGGUUUCAAUGGCGUUUCCCGCUCAGCAAUUCUGCAGGAGAAUUCUGCUCUGUCUGGAAGUAACAAAUGUUGCAUGAAAGGGAUUUACAAGACAAACUCCCUAGAGACAGAAGGAAAAGAAAAUGGAGCAUCUACGGUUGUCACAGCUAUAUUCGGAGGUAUUCUCCAGAAUGAAGUUAACUGCCUCAUAUGUGGGACAGAAUCUAGAAAGUUUGAUCCAUUCCUAGACCUUUCAUUAGAUAUUCCAAGUCAGUUCAGAAAUAAGCGCUCUAAGAAUCAAGAAAAUGGACCGGUUUGUUCAUUACGAGAUUGUCUUCGCAGUUUUACUGACUUAGAAGAACUCGAUGAGACAGAGUUAUAUAUGUGCCACAAAUGCAAAAAGAAACAAAAAUCCACUAAAAAGUUUUGGAUUCAGAAACUACCCAAGGUACUAUGCUUACAUCUGAAACGAUUUCACUGGACUGCAUAUUUAAGAAACAAAGUUGAUACCUAUGUAGAAUUUCCAUUGAGAGGCCUAGACAUGAAAUGCUACUUACUAGAGCCUGAGAACAGUGGCCCGGAGAGCUGCCUGUAUGACCUUGCUGCUGUGGUGGUGCACCAUGGUUCUGGGGUCGGUUCUGGACAUUACACAGCAUAUGCAACUCAUGAAGGUCGCUGGUUCCAUUUCAAUGACAGUACUGUAACGCUGACUGAUGAAGACACCGUUGUGAAGGCAAAGGCCUACAUCCUUUUUUAUGUGGAACGCCAGGCCAAAGCUGGAUCAGAUAAACUUUAAUACCUCCUUUAAAUCAUUAUUUGUCAACUAUACCGGACAAACAUUUCCAGUUUUCCGUAAAUACUUGAUCCGAGAUUUAAUUUCAUUAUGCACUUUUCAAUUUCCUAUUUUUGGUUUAGUUUUGUCAAUGGUAGUGACAUAUUAAACAUGGGCACCAACUAAUUUUUUUUUUUAGUUCUACCAGAAAACCUCAGCAGAUACUUUGAUUUGCUGCUUUAGUUGUAAUAAUUGUUUUUAUAUGUAGUUUCAAGAACUUAGUUCUAUUUGACUUUUUUUAUAUUAAUGUUUUCAAUUCUCACUUUGAGGCACAUUUACAUCAAUGCUUUGUUACUGUCACAUGCUGAAAGCAAGAUAUGUUCCUGAUUGCGAAGAGCAGAACUGCCUGCUGCCUUUCACAGCUGUAAUGGGAGAUCAGGUGGACUCGAAAUCCAGGAUCAUGUGCGCACAUCAUUUGUGGCCCACAAGAUUUCAGUGACUGUCAGUAAUCGUUCUUUUCGAUUGUAAGAGGUAACUGGGAGAGCAUCAUUUAGUAGACCAGGUGAUUGCCGCUCUUGGUAUCUCUCAAGGCUGCUGCUUAUCAGCACUGAUUAAAUAAAUUUGUUGGAUCACUUGUACCUGUACUGCAAAUUCAAGAAUUAGUCCUUUGAAGUUUUAUUUUGUUUCGGGGUUAUUUUUUGCUUGCAUGUGUUUUCAUGGAGAGAAGAGUACAGAAAAGUCCAGAUAAGACCAGAUACAUUUAGUGUUUAAAAAUGUCUGUGACUCAGCUACACGGUAUAGAUACUGUCAGGUGAGGAGACCACAGCUUGUUUGCCUUUAGAACCAGCAUCUAGUUCCCCCACUGUCUGUGGUGCUGGAUGGAAGGAACUACCUGUCCACUUUUGCCUUAUUUCUUGCUUGGCCAUCUCAAGUUGAGAUGCUGACCUCCAGAGCUGAUUUGACCAUCACCUCCACUUCCCAGAAGGAAAUUUGAGUCUUUGCUACUUUGGGUUUUAACAACUCCCACUGGCCUAUCCUGAUAGCAGAGCAAGCUGAAAAUAUUCUCACUGUGAGCAGAGUUUCUAUUCUUGAGUUUGGCAGUCUUGGUUUUAAAACUGUGUUCAAGAAACAUAGGUACAGGCUCCAUUAAGAUUUAACUCAAAUUGAAAUUUGGAACCAGAAUUCCAUCUAAGAAAGGUAAUUGUGAUUUCUGCAAGUGUUCCAGGUUAGUUUGUUGAUUUGGGGGUGGGGUGGGGGGCAGUGGCAGCACUGAUGAAGGAAUCAGAGAAAGGGACUCCCAGAGAGGGUUGCACCUUAGGACUAGGCACUGUUUUCAGGUUCAUCUCUCAUUCCAGCCUUUAUUUUCUUCUCAAGUGUUUACAAGUUACAAGGGGCAGAAUGUAUUUCCUAUUAAGCCAACCUACCAGACUUUUUGGUAAUCUUGUUUUUUUCUAUUAAAAGAAAAAACUGUCAAGUUUUUAAGUGCAUGAAUGUAAAAUAAAGUCUAACAGCUGUCCUCAGGGUGGAUAUUUGAAGUUGCAAGAGAAGAUGUGGCUCCAUUUCAGUAUUAGCUAGGUAUAUCUCCUAUUCUCUCAGGGCAAAAAUCAGCUGCUCAACACUUUAACAUGGCCAGGAGAAAACAGCAAUUGUGUCUAAACUUGUACUAUCCACUAUGGUGGUCACCAGUUAUAUGUGGUUAAAGUUUAAUUAAAAUUAAAUUUAGGGGCACCUGGGUGGCUCAGAAGGUUAAAUGUUCAACUUUGGCUCAGGUCAUGAUCUCUUGGUUCCUGAGUUCGAGCCCCACAUUAGAUUCUGUGCUGACAGCUCAGAGCCUGGAGCCUGCUUUGGAUUCUGUGUCUCCUCUCUCUCUGCCCCUCCCAUUCCCCCCCCCCCCCAAAAAUAAACAUUAUAUAUUUUUUUCAAUUAAAUUUCAAACUCAGUUCUUCAGUCACACAAACCACAUUCCAAGUGCUCAGCAGCCACAUGUGGCAUAGGACUGCUGAGGUCUAGGGCAGUUCUCUUAGAUAGCAGUGGUCUAAAUUUUCACUCCAGAGAAAAAAGCUUUGCCUUUAUGUUUAGGUCUGACACCUUAGAAGAUAAUUAAGAGGGCAACAUGUAUUUUAAAUAGUUUACACUUCUAAAUUACAUUAGGUUGAACCAUAGGAAAUUUGUGGUAUUUGCCUUUUUGAUCUACAAAAGUGAAAGUUUCACAUAAUUUGACCUAAUAUAUUAAUAUAUUAACACCACAUGUACUUGAACUUGGAAUGUGCAUCUUCUUUGAUUUUUGUUCAGUAUCUCCUAUGAAUUCAGGCUCUUUUACUGAGACGGUAUAUAGCUGUGACUUCUAACAUUUGCACUUAGAUUAUUCCCUCUUAAUGGGCAGCUGCUAUGACUUCAACAAUAAAGCCUUGGGCAGUGUUGAUGUUGGUGGAGAAAAACUGUCUUUUCGUACCAAAAGGAACUUAGUGACAGCCAGACUGCUUUGCUGGGGGAAAGUGGUCCUUAGACAGGUAACAUCAUUGGCUUAAGAGAUGGGCACAUCUCCUCUUUGAAUUUUUGGAGUAUUUUUAGUGUUUGAUUUUACUUAAGCAGAAUGUUUGAAUGGUGUUAUGAAGGAAGGCUGUUUGGAAAAGUGAUUGGAUCCAUUUGAACUGUGCAUUUGAACACCAGUGAUGUCAAUGUGCCUAUUCGUAUUUACAGAAUUUAACUGUGUAGCCUUAUCACACCUAUUUUAAAAGCUGAUCUUUGUGUGCUCUUCAUGGCUUUCCCCUUGUGCCAUGUCGUCUGUGUGUGUGUGGCUUCUCGCGCAGAGAGCUUAUGCUGAGGCGGUGCCUCAUGCUGUCACACCUCUCCCCUGGAACAAGAAAACUUCCUCAGAAGUCCUCCCACACAGGUGGGUGAUAGAAACAGUUUGUGGCAACACAAAUCUCUCUCCAUGGUGGAGAAACCUUUGCUUAUCCACUGUAUUCUACUCAGUGUCUAGUGAUGACAAAUGUAAUAGAAUUAAACCAGUGAAGUGUACAGGCCCUGGUCAAGUGCUAAAUGUGUAUCUCACCUGGGGAACCUACUCAGCAGCUUGGUUCUGCAGUUGGGGACAUCUUUAUUUCUUAACAGCCAGACCUCUUUCAUGGGUUUAGUGUACAUAAGUCUAUUUAGAUACGCUUCUCCCACUUCGGCCCCCAGCAUCCCCUCAACUCCCUCAUGUACCCUGUGGCUCAAGUGGCCUCUUCACUCAGGCCCUGAAAAGGCUCGUGAGCAGUCUGUUUCUGCGGCCAGGGCACCGGUCCCAGGGGACUGGGGUGUAGCCCACAGGAACGGGCUGCGGUGCAGGAAGAGGCAGCCACGGGGUGGGUCGUGCUGGAGGCCAAGGUCUCCGCAUCGCCUCGCGGGUCUGAGCAUGAUGGACUCCAGAGCCCCCUGCCCUCCGCCGGUGCUGGUUGUGUCUGAUGUGACCGUUUGCCGCGAAAGCCUCGUUUGUGUGAUGCGAGAGGAUUAACUGUGCAAGUGACUAAUUUCAUUUAUGUUGUAAUCACAUCCCUUUUCUGCUUCACCAACCUGAACUGUUUUAUGGAUGAACAUAUCAUUAAAUUUCUGGUCUCUUU
This is a messenger RNA of Neofelis nebulosa (Clouded leopard), 6168 nucleotides long. It is a transcript of the gene USP3, whose product is annotated as ubiquitin specific peptidase 3. Gene Ontology annotation, molecular function: cysteine-type deubiquitinase activity; zinc ion binding. Gene Ontology annotation, cellular component: cytoplasm. The transcript has 18 exons. Gene Ontology annotation, biological process: protein deubiquitination. Lineage: Eukaryota; Metazoa; Chordata; Mammalia; Carnivora; Felidae. The coding region runs from base 917 to 2590 and encodes 557 amino acids. The record is from RefSeq and is a predicted model, not a curated record.